AUGGAAAUCAGGAUGGUUUUUAUGGUUUCUCUGUUAUUGGCAAUGGUUUUUGGCCUUGCGAAGAGCUUAGAGUUCACAGAAAAAGACCUGGCUUCUGAUGAGAGCUUAUGGGACUUGUACGAACGGUGGAGAAGCCACCACACUGUGUCUAGGGACCUCACCGAGAAAAGAAAGCGUUUCAACGUGUUCAAGGCAAAUGUCCUGCACAUUCACAAGGUGAACCAGAUAAACAGGCCAUACAAGCUGAAACUCAACAAGUUUGCUGAUAUGACCAGCCAUGAAUUCCAGAAUUAUUUCAGUUCUAAGAUAAGACACUACCGGAUGCUUCGAGGCAGUCGGGCUGUGACGGGAUUCAUGCACAAAAAGGCUAAGAAUCUGCCAGCAUCGAUUGAUUGGAGAAAAAAAGGGGCUGUCACUGGUAUCAAGGAUCAGGGCAAUUGUGGCAGUUGUUGGGCAUUUUCUGCUGUGGUUGGAGUCGAGGGGAUCAACAAGAUUAAAAGUGGUCAGUUAGUGUCUUUGUCUGAACAAGAGCUGGUCGAUUGUGAAAAGGACAAUGAAGGCUGCAAUGGAGGACUCAUGGAAAAUGCAUUUAAUUUCAUUAAGAAACAUGGUGGAUUGACGACUGAGAGAAUAUAUCCCUACAGAGCCAGAGAUGGAAACUGUGAUUCUGCUAAGAUGAAUUCGCCUGCAGUGAUAAUUGAUGGGCAUGAAAACGUACCUGAGAACAACGAGAAUGCAUUGAUGAAAGCUGUUGCAAACCAGCCGGUAUCUGUUGCAAUCGAAGCUGGUAGUUCUGACAUGCAAUUCUACUCCGAGGGAGUAUUUACUGGAGAUUGCGGCACAGAGCUAAACCACGGGGUAGGGGUUGUUGGAUAUGGAACGACGCUUGAGGGGACUAAAUACUGGAUAGUGAAGAAUUCAUGGGGGACCGAAUGGGGAGAACAGGGUUUCAUUAGGAUGCAACGCGAUAUCGAUGCUGAAGAGGGACUAUGUGGCUUAGCCAUGGAUGCCUCUUAUCCCAUCAAGUCAUCUGCAGACAACCCGAAACCACCAAAGGAUGAACUCUAG
Fraxinus pennsylvanica is the source of this 1068-nucleotide messenger RNA. NCBI's taxonomy places the organism in Eukaryota, Viridiplantae, Streptophyta, Magnoliopsida, Lamiales, Oleaceae. The record is from the annotation of a GenBank genome assembly.